Messenger RNA from Pogonomyrmex barbatus (red harvester ant), 5156 nucleotides. It is a transcript of the gene Iml1, whose product is annotated as GATOR complex protein Iml1. Gene Ontology annotation, biological process: intracellular signal transduction; cellular response to amino acid starvation; positive regulation of autophagy. Gene Ontology annotation, molecular function: GTPase activator activity. NCBI's taxonomy places the organism in Eukaryota, Metazoa, Arthropoda, Insecta, Hymenoptera, Formicidae. Gene Ontology annotation, cellular component: lysosomal membrane; GATOR1 complex. The record is from RefSeq and is a predicted model, not a curated record.
UUAUUGAAGCUAUCAAUAUAAGAUUAAAAAUAUUAAAUAACGACAAAUGUGUUAAACUAUACCAACCAUUAAUAAAAAUCUUUUCUUUUUAUCUUUUAUCGAUUCUGUAAUUAAUGUUGGUCUCGCCUCGAGUCUUACAUAGUUCAUGUAAGAUGUCGUUUAACAUCGCAACCCUUCAAUUUCACAAAGAACCUGAAUGUGUUUUUCGUCAAUGAUUGUUGAUGCUGAUGAUGAUCACGCAUAGGAUCAUCGCUGUGAUCAGAAUGCCGGAUAAAGCAUUGAAACUCUUCAAGCUGAUAGUGCAUCAGAAGAAUUUCAGCGGGGAAGAUCUGAUCAUUAAUCCGAAAGAUUACCCUGGCAUAAAGACCGGCGAUGUCGUCGAGAUUUAUCAUCCCGAGGAUGAGUUCAGUCGCUUGCUAUUGCAAGUCACCUCCUUCAAGGAGGACCUCCAGGGUCGCGAGACCAUCAGCGUGGAGAAUAACGUAGCGUCGAUGUUUCAGCUGCGCACUUUCGCCGACGUAUACAUGAACAUAGUAAAUCCAGAUGAUGUGGCUCUUGAUUCCAUAGAAUUGACCUUUAAAGAUCAGUAUAUGGGACGUAGCGAGAUGUGGCGUCUAAAAAACAGCUUGGUGAACACUUGUGUAUAUAUCAACAAGAAGAUAGAGUUUUGUGGUGGUAGUAUACGUUGCCAAGUGUAUGAAAUGUGGUCACAGGGUGAUCGCGUUGCUUGUGGCGUUAUAACGGAUGAUACUAAAGUGGUAUUUCGAUCUUCUACAAGUAUGGUAUAUUUGUUCAUUCAAAUGAGCUCCGAAAUGUGGGAUUUUGAUAUACAUGGGGAUCUCUAUUUUGAGAAAGCAGUUAAUGGAUUUCUGGCAGAUUUAUUUCAAAAAUGGAAGAAAAAUGGCAGCAAUCACGAGGUUACCAUAGUACUGUUCUCGAGGACAUUUUACCAUGCAACUAAUCUGGAGGAAUUUCCAAAUCAUAUGAGGGAAUGCUUGCAGCAAGAUUAUAGAGGGAGAUUUUAUGAAGAUUUUUACAGAGUUGCGGUACAAAAUGAAAGAUUUGAAGAUUGGAGUAAUAUAUUGGUACAAUUGCGCAAAUUAUUUACUGAUUAUCAGAAAAUUGUUUUGGAAUAUCACCAAAAGCCAGGUGUUAACUUACCUAAUGCAACAAAUUCUACUGCUGCACAAGGCAAUUUUCUGGAAGUCUUAAAUAUGUCUCUGAAUGUUUUUGAAAAACAUUAUCUGGAUCGCAGUUUUGAUAGAACUGGUCAGUUGUCUGUAGUAAUUACACCUGGAGUUGGAGUUUUUGAAGUGGACAGAGAGCUGACAAAUGUGACAAAACAGAGAAUCAUCGAUAAUGGUGUAGGAAGUGACUUGGUGUGCGUUGGAGAACAACCACUUCAUGCAGUUCCAUUAUUGAAGUUUCACAACAAAGAUUCUUCCAUCAAUGCACCAGAUGAUUAUAGCAUGCCUCACUGGAUAAAUCUCAGUUUUUAUUCCACAAACAAGAAGAUUCCUUACUCUACGUUCAUACCGCGAAUAAAGCUGCCACAAAGGGUAUCGAGACAUCCGACGGAUAAUGGAAAAUUGCAUUGCAAGACAAGACUUCUGCAAGAAGAUCCAAGAGAAUGUCUGCACAAUACUUUAUUCGAUUAUGAUGCUUAUGAUGCACAAGUAUUUCAAUUACCAACAGUUCAUACUUCCAGUGUACAGAGAAUAAGCACUAGGACGAAGAAAACAAGCGUGGCGUGUCUUGAAACCCAUAACAAUGGUCAAUUGUUAAAACUCUUAAAACGCAAAAUGUCGGAUCCUGAUAUACAUCAUCCUCCACCUGAAACACAUUCACCGCCGGUUCUUGCAUUACGAAGUGCGGCAAUAACAAUACCGCACAAGACAGAUGACGAUAAUAUCGAAUCUAAUGAGGAUAGAACUGCUGGAAUAAUUGCAUUAGGUGUAUCCAGGACGCCAGUUAAAAAUGAUUUAACCGACUCAGAGAUAUCUCCGCCCUUUAGACCUAUUGUUGGAAGCGCUGGUAGCCCAACAAAUUCAAUUUCUCAACCAACGAAUAUACUUAGACCUGGUAGGGCACUAAUUAAUCCUUUCGAUCCAUCACAUGUUACUAUUAAACUUACCAGCAAUAGACGACGAUGGACUCACAUAUUCCCAAAAGGACCUACAGGAGUUCUAAUACAGCAACAUCACUAUCAAGCUAUUCCAAUGCAGACUUGUUUAGAGUCACAAAGUGAAGCUACACCAUCGACAGUAAGCGGAUCCCCGAUGGAAGGGACGAAUAAUUCAAAUCAAAUUUCGAGAUCAGCAUCUCAAAUAGGAUUUCAAGAUCAUAUUAAAGGAAAGUUAUCGCGAUCUAAUCCUCUCGCAGCUAAUGGAGAUAAAACUGCGAAUCCUUCGGCUAUGGCGAAUAAGAGUCUUACCCUCUUGUGGGGUGCCACUGGUGAGCAGGAAUGGACACCUGCUCUAACAACAGCAAUCAUAGGAGUUGACUGGAAAUCUUUGACAAUUCCUGCGUGCCUACCCAUCACUACUGAUUAUUUCCCAGACAAGCGAAGCUUGCAAAACGACUACGUCGUGUCGGACUACAAUCUCCUCCCGGAUGAUGUUAACGCUGACUUUGCCCAGCAGCGAGCGAUAUAUAAAAAACCGCUCACAACUGUGGAAGUAUUUAAAGAGCUAGUUUCACAACGCUUGGCCCAAGGUUUCCAGUUAAUUAUUCUACCAUCAAUCAAUAAAAAUCAAAGCAAUACUGUUGGCAGCAAUACUGCUCCCGCGAUUAGUACGGUAAUGCGCGGCAGACAAACCGAGUCCGAGCCUAAAGAAGAAUACCUGCUUAGUAUCGGAAGGAUUUUUCAUAAAAUAUCACUGUUCGAUAAUUCUAUAACGGUCACGAGAUACCGUCCACGACAUCCUUAUCCACCUUUCAAUAUUCACUAUCAAUAUCGGUUUCAUGCUCCGCAUCACGACACAUACGAAGUUUCGUGGGUAUCUUUCACCACGGAGAAACUCGAGACCUAUAACUGGAAUUACCUGGAUCAUUACAUUUGCACACGAGGCCAUACUGAUUUUGCUUUAGUGGAAGCUCUUAAAUAUUGGAGAUUUCGAGUAUUUUUGUUACCAUAUAAUAAUUCUGCGACCCGCAAAAUUUUGGAGAAUUCGCCAAGAUGCGACAUAUACACUCCGCUUAGUAAUACCGAACAGGCGUUAUUAAUGGACGGCUUCUUGCGUUUCAUCGAGUGGUGGCUGAAUAAGAUACGACGGCCGAACCCCAAUAAAAAUUGGAGCCCCACAGCUCUAGGUGGUGUCCCUCCAAGAGAUCCUGCCUCUCAUUUGACCAGACGCAGGCACAGCACGAGCCUGAUAUUCCUCACUAACCAGACCAAUCUAGUCGGCAGCUCUCCUUUCAGGGAGCGACUCGGGAGCAACCGCCUGCCGGAGAAACCGAGACCAAGAUCGGGUUCCAAGGUGAUGGAUAGAGGACGUGUGUCACCUGCCAGCGAAGCCGUUUUACCAUUGUCGCUUGAGCAACAACAGCAGGAUCAUUUCGACACUAAUGACGACAGUGCCAACAUGGAACUGACCAAAAUAAAAAACAAUGCGACAAAUGCAGAAAUUUUGGAAGCCAUGAAACAUCCUCAAACUGGUGUUGGAUUUUUAACGCAACAUCCUUCGCUUCCUAGCCAAACGUUUGUUAGCGCCGAUGCGAUCCAAUGGUUGAAUAAGCACAUAGAAGGCGGCAUGGGAGUGGAACAGGGUAUUAAUGUCAUGGAGGGAAUGAUUCAAGACAAAUUGAUAUGUCACGCAUCUGGCGACUUCUCGAAAUCAUUUAUUUUAGGAUUCUAUUUGUAUCAUAUUGUGCAGGAUAAAGAAAAUCAGAAAGUCGCGGACUAUUCUGCUCCGCUUGGGGAUCUGCAGAGUUUCGAGAACGAGUGGGUGGAAGUGGAAAUGCGACCACCGAAAGGAUGGUGCGAACCAACGUCUUCGACAACAGUAUCGACUUCUAUGACAAUACCCAGUUGUGAUACUAUCGAUGAAUCUAACGUUCCAUCUUUUCUGAGAGAGAAAAUCGAUUUGACUGAAUCAGUGGAUGAUAGAAGUGCAACAAUACCGUUAUAUAAACAUACUCAUCUUGAUAUCGAUAUUAAUAAUAAAAGCGAUAGGAUUGAAUGGGGUCACUUAAGGUAUCAGUCCAUUUACAAAGUAGAUAAUUCCUAUGAACUCGUUGCACAAUGGGUAGCAUCAUCCGGCAGUAUAGUGGCCGAUCUGAUAUUCCUCUGGCAACGCAAAGCUCAAAUGUGCGGAAUACAAAUGGUGCCGAUUCCUAGUGAUUUAUUAGCGCUGCCAUAUACCCUGAAGAGCGAUCCCCUCAGAGGUCCCAUUUUUAUCCCACUCGACACAGAAUGCUUGAUGGCAAACAAACGAUAUCUCUUCGAAGAAUUUCGAGAAGAUACAUACGCGCAAAGAUUGUUUUUAUUCCAAGAAGCAAUUCUACAAAGAUUUGGUUUCAUGCCAUGUCUAGUCGAAAACAGUGAGAAUGACCGUCAGUACGUUCACAUCACUGGUAAUGCGUUCAUAUUAGUGCCAUCCACUACGAAUACCCGACCACGUCCGCGAACCGGUACCAAUGUCGUACGGCGGAAUACAGGGCAAAAAAGAUACCCGGUUCAUCCAGACCAGCCUAGUCCGCAUGAAGCAUAUAUUACUAGACACGUCGGUGGAAAGAAUAAAGACGAUCAUAGCAUAGAUAGAAAAAUGGGCUUCUUGUGGUCCUGGAAUCAUAUGGUCAGCCGUAAAUGGAAAUCAUUGUCCCUUUCGGCGGGCGAUGAAUUAUUUCAGAAAAAAAUUAUACAGGAUUUUCGACACUUCUGUUCCAAUGGAGAUAAUAGACUCAAAGAGUUCUGGGAAUCUUGUUGGGAGUUAAAAGAGAAAACUUGUACAAAAGCAAAAUAGCAAGAUAUUGUUUCUUAAUGUUAUUUGUCUAGAUUUAUCAUUAAUAAUUUGUAUAAAUUAUCAUUAUCAUCGUCACCAUUCAAUCAUUAAUUCAUUAAAAAUAAAAUCGUACCGCUGUUUAUAAAGUAUAGUCUAUGUACAAUUUUUAUGUAAGCAGGAUAAUGAAAGUAUGUAUAAAUUGUAUAAAUAUUA